Molecule: messenger RNA, 2567 nt
Organism: Linum tenue
Lineage: Eukaryota; Viridiplantae; Streptophyta; Magnoliopsida; Malpighiales; Linaceae
Source: the annotation of a GenBank genome assembly
GUCCGGCCAUGCCAGGGGAUAAAAAAAAAAAAAACCUUUGUGUCGACAACUCGGACCCGCGGUUCUUCAACUACGUUUUCUGUAGCUGCGAAACCAGAAAUGAUGUGUAGAGAUUGCCGCUUCUCGGUCGGGGUUGAAAAUUCCAUUACAUUUUAUGGAUACUUCUAGUCCGUCAAUUCUGCCUCCGACGCAGAGGUACGCUGCCGGAGCAUUGUUCGCGCUAGCUGUUCACCAGGCGCAGAUCCAUCAAACCCGACCUUUGGGCUUGUUCAUCGGGGAAGAGCCCGCGGACGCCGAUAGAGCCAGUUCUUGUAGUAGCAGUAGCGACUCCGUUUCCGAGGAUCCUGACCUAUGGGUCCAUGAGAAAUCCGGUCUCCUUCGCAUCGUUUUCAGAUUUCUGGAGAUCGAUACUUCAGCUUGGUCUGGACUGGAGGAGACUGCUGGCUCUGCUGCAGCCAGGCGUCAUAUUGGAGCUUUCUUGAGGUUACUUGCGGAAGAUGGCACAGCCCCUUCUAAAGAUGAAGAGAAAGAGAUUGCUCUGGCAAAAGCUGUUGAUGCUACUGAACAAACCAUGGAAACAAUCCAUGUUUCUUACAUGUCUAAGAAAAAGAAACAUAGGGAGUAUGAAAUUGAGUGCCGUGAGAAAUUAGCUUCUGACAAUGGGCAACCUGAUUCUGAUGCUCCAAAUGUACCCUUUCUAACACCACAAGAAAGUGGCAGUAGUUCACCUAAUUAUGAUAGUCCUCGUGGCCUGGAUAAAGACUCUGGGAUCAAAGUUGAUGAUAAACCCAUUGAAGAAGUAACGAUGAUUAGUUACCACAGGAAAAUCACAGUUCUUUAUGAGCUUCUCUCAGCUUGCCUGGCAGAUAAACAUGAUGAUAACAAGUCAAGUAAUAGGCGCAGAAAGGGCUAUGAUGCUAGGCAUCGUGUGGCUUUGAGAUUGCUGUCGACUUGGCUUGACAUCAGUUGGAUAAAAAUGGAAGCCGUUGAGACAAUGGUAGCUUGCUCGGCAAUGGCUAUACUGAAUCAGCAAGAGGCAAAGAGUGAAACCCCAUCAGCUGAAGGAAGAUGGGCAAAAAUCAAGCGUGGCAGUAUCAUUGGUGCAGCUGCAAUAACUGGAGGAGCCCUAAUGGCUGUCACUGGUGGAUUAGCUGCGCCUGCAAUUGCAGCAGGAUUUGGCGCUCUAGCUCCAACACUGGGCACCCUUAUACCUGUGAUUGGAGCAAGUGGGUUUGCAGCAGCUGCAACCGCCGCAGGAACUGUAGCUGGUUCUGUUGCUGUUGCUGCAUCAUUCGGAGCCGCCGGAGCUGGACUGGCAGGAACCAAAAUGGCUAGGCGAACUGGUAGUGUGGAAGAAUUUGACUUUAAAGCCAUGGGUGACAGCCAUAACCAAGGCCGGCUGGCGGUUGAGAUCAUGAUAUCAGGAUUUAUUUUCGAUGAGAAGGAUUUCUUCAAGCCCUGGGAAGGACAAAUUGACAACUUGGAGAGGUAUGCGCUGCAGUGGGAAUCUGAGCAUCUAAUUGCAGUGAGCACUGCAAUUCAGGAUUGGCUUACCUCAACAAUUGCAUCACAGUUGAUGAGGCAAGGUGCUAUGAUGACUGUGAUGGCUACACUUAUGGCAGCCUUAUACUUGCCAACAACAUUACUUUCAGCUACUAGUUUCAUAGAUAGUACAUGGACAAUGGCCAUUGACAGGUCCGACAAAGCUGGGAAGCUGUUGGCUGAAGUGCUACUAAAUGGACUGCAAGGGAAUAGGCCUGUGACACUGGUGGGUUACUCACUCGGGGCACGGGUAAUUUUGAAGUGUCUCCAGGCUUUGGCUGAGACAGAACGGAACGGUAUAAUUACACUCAUUACUCACACCACUGUUGCUAAACUCUGGAUGGAUCCUUAUCACUAAUUGCCCCAUUACCCGCUCUUCGGAAAAAUUUACAGCUGAAGUUGUAGAGAGAGUUGUUCUUUUGGGGGCACCUAUCGCUAUUAAAGACGAGAACUGGGAAGCUGCGAGAAAGAUGGUAGCAGGAAGGUUUGUGAACGCUUACUCAACAAAUGAUUGGAUGCUUGGAAUUGCUUUCCGGGCAAGUUUGCUUACACAAGGCUUAGCCGGGAUUCAACCAAUAGACGUCCCAGGAAUCGAGAAUGUUGAUGUUACUGAGUACAUUGAAGGCCAUUCGUCGUAUCUCUGGAUUACACAGGAUAUCUUGGAACGCUUGGAAAUGGACACGUAUUUCCCAGUUUUCAGAAAUAGCCCCUUGAGUCCCAGUAGGCGCAGCCGUCCCUCCCAAGGACAGGUAUAGAUAGGUUAGGACAUGAAAGAGAGAGUACAAGAGGCAGGGUUUUAUGCGGUGGCAGUAGUUUAUUGCUCCGCUGGAUCUUAUGUUUGUAUAUAAGAACGUGAAAGGUUACUGAAAUUUUCGCCCCCCAAUCCCUUUAACGGUAAUGAAUAGAAUUUUGGACGCAAGGACACAGUAAAUGAGUUGUUUGAGAUGUUUGUAAUAAUCCAAGUCGAAGUCGAGGUUUCUCUUAUUCAGACUUUGUUUGUUAAUAAAUAAGUUGGAUUUGAGCUC